Messenger RNA from Monosiga brevicollis MX1, 2550 nucleotides. RefSeq lists its product as uncharacterized. NCBI's taxonomy places the organism in Eukaryota, Choanoflagellata, Craspedida, Salpingoecidae. Gene Ontology annotation, molecular function: small GTPase binding. The transcript has 24 exons. Gene Ontology annotation, cellular component: cytosol; nuclear envelope. The record is from RefSeq and is a predicted model, not a curated record. Gene Ontology annotation, biological process: protein import into nucleus. Bases 1 to 2550 code for a protein of 849 amino acids.
AUGGAUCGUGAUCAAGUGGUGGCCUGCCUGCUGCAGGCUGGCAGUCCCAAUAAGGAACUGCAACUGCACGCACAAUCCCAACUGCGCGAAUGGGAGGUCAAGGCGGGCUUUCAUGCCGCUCUUGCCGAUAUCUUGUGUCAGCCCAACGCGAACGUCCAAACGGAGCAGCGGUACACAGCCGCCAUCGUGCUCAAGAACAAUGUGGAGCGCUUCUGGCGACCCAUGGCUCCCGACGCCAUCCCUGCUGAUGAACGCGCCUAUGUGCGUGGUGAGCUGCUCAACCUCUUGCGUGAGCCUCACGAAGGCAUUGCCGUCAUGUCGGCCCAAUUGGUUGGCCGCAUCGCCCGUAUUGAUGCCCCACAACAGUGGCCCGAGCUGAUCCCUCUCCUCAUCGAGCUGGUCCAGUCCAGUGACCCUCUUGUACAACAGCGCAGCUUGCUGUUUCUGUAUCGUGUGGAAAAAGCACUCGCCUCCCGCCGCCUACCUCCUCAACGCAAAGCGUUUGCUCAGCUGGCUGAGCAGCUGCUGCCCUUUCUAUUCUCAACUUAUACUCGCAUUGUUGAGGAACAAUUGCGUGCGGGCAGCCCAGGAGCUCUCAAUCUUCAGGCUUUGACUUUUGCCCGUCUCCUCCUCAAAACCAUCCGGCAGUUUGUUGCCUGGGGCGUUCAGGUCAAUGCAGCACACACAUAUCAUCCCACACAAUUUGCUCGUCACCUUAGCGUCAUCGUCGACUUUUACGGUGCACGUAUCUUCCCGCCGGCCGAUGCGCGCCACCCUUUAUCCUCCAAGUUUUUAACGACCGCCAUGCUCUUGUUGCGCGACAUCAUCAAGGCACCCGAUUACCAGAUUGAGCCACGCAAAGAAGUGCAGUCCGAAGCUGCACUUGCGCUCCAGUCGGCCUUGGACUACAACGAACGUGAGCAAUGGGAGACAGAUCCUGAGCUGUUUGCCACCGAGGAUAUUGGCGAUGGCUGGCGCUACGUCAUGAAGCCAUGUGCAGAGCAUCUCUAUCAAGCCUUGCUGGACAUGAAUGGCGAUGGUCUCGCACCCUACCUUCUCAGCUUGAUGCAGGAAGCGCUGGCGCCGACAUCCUCGCUAACUAUGAAAGACGCCGUGUACAAUGCGGUGGCCCUGAGCGCGUACGCUCUGCGUCGUCACUUGAACAUCAACGACGUUCUCGGCCAGCUUUUGCAAGAGUUUUCAGCUCAAACUGGCAGCCAGGAUGGCACAGUUCUUCAACGGCGAAUUCUAUUGCUUUGCCGCGCCUACGCCACGAUCAACAUUGCCAAGGAGCCACGCCCUGCCAUCUAUGAGUUGCUCAUCUCUACCAUCGGCAGUCACUCGGACGUGGCUAUUCGCUUGACAGCUUGUGCCACUCUCAAGGAGUUUGCUCAAGAUGUGGGCUUUGCAGAGGAGGACUUUUUGCCGUUGCUCAAGAAUGCAUUGUCCUGGCUCUUUGCGCUUUUGGAUGCCGUUGAGGAUGCCAGCGUGAAGAUCCACGUCCUAGCCUGUAUCACUGAAGUUGUCUAUCGUAUGCAAGACCAUCUCAAUGACCUCUCCACAGCUUUGGUCGAGUACCUUCCCGUUCUCUGGCAGCAAUCGCAAGACCAUGCGCUGCUACAGACCCAAAUUGUCCGCUUCAUGGUUACACUGAUCAAGGCUGCCAACGUGGCCAAUGAUCAGCUGGUGCAAAUGUCAGUGCCCUUGAUUCAAUAUGGUACUGAUCUUCAGCAAGGCGGACACGUGUAUCUGCUCGACGAUGUCGUGAUUCUUUGGCACGAGCUGCUCAAGGUGUUGCCUUCUCUAACGGAUGAAGUGCUGGGUCUCUACGAGGCACUGCCAACUCUGCUGCAGCAAGCAAAUGACAACGUGCGCACCUGCAUUUUGAUCCUCGAGUCUUACCUGCUCUUUGAGGACGCUCGCCUUGAGCAACUGUAUUCCCAUAUCUGUGCCAGCCUGCCGCAACUCUUUGCCACCGUUCCACGGUCACAACUGGAUCUAGUGACAAGGGUCUUUCAGAAUGCCUUGGGGUUACCUGGGUUGGCUCAGGGGCUGGCUCCCUUCGGAGGCCAGCUCUUUACGCGAAUCAUCACUGAACAAUCGCCCGACCGCCCGUUUACCAACGCCAUGAUCAGCGUGACCGCGCGCUUUGCCGUGCAGUACCCCGACUACUUUCGGCAGAUGGUUCCGAGCAACGACGCUUGUACCCAGUUUUGGGCCACUUUGUGCGAUCACUACGAUAGCAUGGUGGUCAACAGCACCAAGAAGCUGGUUGUGCUGACACUGGCCAAUGCACUCAAUGCAUAUACGGGUCGUUCACUCAACGUCAACUACACGCAGGAAUCGACGGUGCCUCAGUUGACAGCCAUCUUUGGCGUGCUGUCUUCGGCUAUUCUGACGUUUCAUUUCCGGGGCGAGAUGGUAUUGGACUCGGAUCUGAUGUUUGUCGAGCUGUCAGAGUAUGCUGAUUUGCGCGCCUGUCAAACGUUUCGUCAGGCUAAGGUUCGACGGCCGUGCGACUUUACUGCAAUGCUUUCCUCCAGCCUUUAA